Molecule: messenger RNA, 3279 nt
Organism: Pseudogymnoascus verrucosus
Lineage: Eukaryota; Fungi; Ascomycota; Leotiomycetes; Thelebolales; Thelebolaceae
Exons: 2
Coding region: 1-3279 (1092 amino acids)
Molecular function (GO): protein binding
Source: RefSeq, a predicted model, not a curated record
AUGGUCGCCGGGAGAAAGGACCUGUCUGCGGCUUUGUUGGCUUCCGAUAUGCAACAUUCUGUGGAAGAUGAUGUGCGAAUCGACGAUUCCGAGAACUUGUCCGCAGAACGUGCGAGCCAGAUAGACAUGGCUACAAAUGUCAGAUCUUGCCCAGAUGAACUCCAUCAACAGACUUCGCCAGCUAACACAGACCUCGAGCAUCACGACGGGGAUGGCGAUCUCUCAAAUACCUUGCCGGGAAGCGGAAUGCUGCCACAUCCAGAGGGGAAGCACAAUGUCGAGCCCAAAGAUUCCUGGCCACAAAGGGGCAGAGCUUUGAGAAGGACUCGGAAGGUUCCCAAUCCAUUGUCAAGAGCCGAAUCUCGAAAUAGAGCCAAUGAUGCAUCGAUUGAAGUCAACGUUAGGUUCAUGAAGAAAAGCCCAACAAGAAGAGGUGCGUUUUAUAAAGGCCGGUCGAGCUCUCUUGGCGAGUUAGAAGAUAUUGUUUUAGAACCUUUGGCGCCUGGCCAGAUGUGUGCCAGUGUCAAUGAAACACUGGAAAGGGGCGGAACCCCAGUUCCCACGACUCGAAAACCGUCCGUGAGAAGCACAUCCGACCAAUACAGCAUUAGAAGCAAGAAGAUUCCGUGGGCCACUCGUACCAGAAAGGUGGCCGCGACCAACGACUCCAAGCCACGCUCUCACGCCGAGACCAUAUCUGCUAGAGGAGUCAUACAAUCCAUAAGAAGUGGCCGAACACUUCAUUUAGACGUGGAACGUUUACCCUCCUCGCCUCAGACACGGACCUUAAGUCACGACGAACCAGAGGGCCUUGUAGAGAAGCCAUCGACAGCAUCGGUUCUUCCGCCAGAAAUACUGACAAAGAUUUACAGGCGGCUCUCACCUUCAGAUUUUAACUCUGCUAGGCACUCGUGUAGGUCAUGGUUCAUCAGUAGCUUGGAGCAUUCCUUGCUGGAGACAAUGCUGAAGCGAAGUGGGUGGUUUGCUAGCAUACAGCGAGAGUUGUUCAACAAUAAAUAUCUUGACGAUCACCUUCGCAUGACAGAUGAAUGGCUUAUGAGCAAGCACCUAGCUAAAGAAUGUGCUCUUGGGCCCGAUUGGCGGGGGAAUGGCAUACCAUCUCUACCAACAGAGCAAAUCCCGACACAUUCCAAAGGAGUAGCGAAUAAGACACCAUUCCGACUCAUCUCCAAGCUGGAUUUUACCAAUAUGGGUACCCAUUACCCUGGUUCAAGUUCUGAAGCAUGUGGCCUGCUUUUCAUCGUCAGUGCAUGUACCAAAUUUCUCAUGGUGGCACGAGGGUGUAUGGUGUUUGUCUAUGAACUCAACCGAAGUCAUAGAACAGGGAAAGGAGCUGACGAUAUCGAAAGUGGAGCAAUCCGACCAAUAACAAGUAUAAUUUGCCCUAGAAGGGUGCUUGGCUGCAGUAUGGAUACUUCUUCAAACCGCGAUGCAAUUGCUGUUCUGAUGGAUGGUCGCAUGGGUCUUGUGUGUGCCAUAACAGGAAACACGAAUCGUCCCGGGCCGACUAGGACGCGAGACUUGAGAAAAAUGCAAGAACAAUCGAAUGUUUUCCCAGUAUUGCGCGGGGGGAGUUGGAGACAGAACGUAUCACUUGGGACUUCGCAUUCUCUUCGUUCCUCUCCAGAGGCUUCAAAUCAAUACCUUCGGGUCUCUGUCCUGGCUCCUGGACAACCUCUGGCAGAUAGAUAUUCAGGCCGUGAGUUAGGGGAGAGAUACGUUGGCCGCGAUUAUUAUACAUCGACUGCACAAAGGAGAGUAAGACCUGAACCGCAGACGACAUCUUCCUAUCUGAUGCCGACGGAGGCAUCGCCACCAACGCUUUACACUCUCAUAUGUUCCCCUGAUGACCCUCCAAGGUCCAUCGCCAUAUGCCCUCAGCGCCGUUGCGUUGCCUUUGGAUGUUCAUCAGGGAUUGAGUUGCAUUGGAUUGAUGCGUUGACAGGAGAGGAUCUAAACCGUUGGUUCCCACUUACAGCACCUAGCGACCAUCUCUACUUUCUUCCCCCUAGGACGGGAGUAGAUUUAGCAAAGAAACUUCGCUUGGUGAGUACCCAAGGCACACCGAGAGAGAGAAUCUCUGUUGGUGAACGCUUCUCUGGGCAUAAAAGGUCUAGCGUAUUCUGGGCCCAGGGCGGAUGGGAUGCUAAUGACAUGUUCGUUGAUACGGAUAUUGAAUCUGAGUCUCGAGGCCGCAUCAGAAAUGGCAGCGAACAUUACCGGGCUGUACCUCUCAGUGACGGCUAUCAUCUGUUAUUCAUAGAUCCAAACUCUGGUGUUCUCUGCCUGGGAAGUGAUGCACCGUUUGGAGGGCCAACAAAAUUGUUGAGAAAGCUGUGGUUUUCUGGCCCCGUUGGUGAAGGCAGCCCGGUUGCCUAUGCAGCAGCCUGUGACCUUCGGUGGGGAGUCCGAGUUAUUGCGGCAUAUGGACUGGGUAAAGAGCAAACUAUUUGUCUUUUCAGUAUCCCUAUAGAUGUAUUCACUGAUGGCCAUGGAAGAGGAGAGCAACCUCACAUUAUCAAUUCCUUUGCUACCAUUAGUAGAGAAACGGCGAGGGGAAACGCAGACUGGAUGCCUUGGUGGGGCAAUGACGGGGACCGCCUCCUGCAAUGGCCCACCUUCGGAUAUGGUAGCAGGACGAACACGAUGUGGCCACUCCAGGUUCGGGGCCAACAGGUUGGACAGUGUGCAGGACUUGUUGAUGUAGCAAUUCACACUGGGUCAGGGGUUGGCAUUACUAUCUGGGCGUUUACCAGGCAGGGAGUAGCACUCACUUGGAAGCUUGACCGUGGAACGCCUCAUCACGACCACAUCCAGAGGUUAGUGGUGCAAGAUGGCACUAUUAGAGAAAUCGAUGGCAACGGGGAUAUCGAAAUGUGUGACCGACCUGCGUCACGUCCUGGUAGCGAUUUCGAUGCAACGCCCUCUCAACAGGAGCAGUUCGAUGGAACGGCUUCUGGGCUCUCCUCGGAAGUGACCAGAAGCUCUCGGCGUCGGCGCAACAGCUCGAGCUUAGAGCAAGACGCCGAAGGCCAGGUGUUAAUGGAUAGCCUGCGUAAUCACGAAUCCCGCGUUGUCACUCAAGAUGACCGCGAGGGAGAUGCAGAUUGUUUGAAGAGGCGUAGUAGGUUUGAGACCGAUCAUUCAUUCGAGGCCAUUGCUAUGGCGAAUGAUGGCGAUGGCCUCCACUAUGGUUAUCGGCGUGAUUUGGUCGAGCAAUUGACAGGAGUGGCCAGGAUAGAUAUUGAGAUUAGGUAA